Molecule: messenger RNA, 621 nt
Organism: Oikopleura dioica
Lineage: Eukaryota; Metazoa; Chordata; Appendicularia; Copelata; Oikopleuridae
Source: the annotation of a GenBank genome assembly
AUGGAGAUUUAUGCUAUCUUUGAUGGUCACGGAGGAUUUUCUGCGGCAGAGUUUGCCUCCUGCCUUCUUGUUCCUCAGGUUCAAAAUCAAUUGGCCUCAAGUCACGGAGAAGAUCAAAUAAUUAAUACCUUUGGGAAUCUACAGAAAAUGAUUGAAGACUCAAUUUCUGAUAGAUCUGGGUCAACUGCUGCUCUUUAUAUAGAGACUCGUGGAAAAAGUAUUUUCUCUUGGGUCGGCGACAGCAGCAUACUUGGAAUUGACGAGUGCAGCGAGAUGCGCGAAAGUAUUUCCAAAAAUGGGGCUGUCAUCACCGGAUCUAAAGGAAACUACAGAGUAAAUGGAGAGCUUGGAGUUGCUCGUGCCCUAGGUAAGUCAGGGCCAAGACCUGCUAUAUCCGCAAAGCCCUCAGUGCGCGAAUUUUCCAGCAGUGUCAUCAAGGAUAGAUACAAAUGGAUCUGUUUGGUUACUGAUGGCGUCACAGAUGUGCUUUCGCUCAAACAGAUAGCUGGUCUUGUGCAGGGAAAGCCAGAAAGCCCAUCAAUCAAUGUUCUCAAAAGUGCACUCGCUGCUGGAGCUGCCGACAAUUUAUCGUGCAUAGUCGUUGAGAUACGUGGAGAUUAA